Molecule: messenger RNA, 1196 nt
Organism: Theobroma umbraticum
Lineage: Eukaryota; Viridiplantae; Streptophyta; Magnoliopsida; Malvales; Malvaceae
Source: RefSeq, a predicted model, not a curated record
AUGGCUGCUGUUUUUGUUGAAGAAAGCAGUUCAAGGCGGCAACAAAACUGCGUCUUCAAUGAGGGCAACGACUGCUCUAAAUUAGCAGAAGUCAACUUUACCGCCGAAAUUCGUCGGCCGCUUGUGAACUUCACAGCAUCAACAAAUUCAUGGUCAACUCUAAUCAAGAUUCUGGAUAUAUCAUCUGUCUCCUAUAGCUUUAAGCUACUGGUUUUUCAGCUGUACAAUAAGAGAAGCAUUGAUUCAAUAGCAAAAGGACACAGAAAGGGAAUAAAAGGAGAAAAGAUAUCUGAGGAGCAGCAGAGAGUUCAGAUUCCUAGAGUGAAACUUGGAACUCAAGGACUUGGGGUCUCCAAGUUGGGGUUUGGCCGUAUGGGGCUUACUGGAAUGUACAAUGAUCCUGUCCCUGAUAAUGUUGGCAUAUCAAUAAUCAAGCAUGCAUUUGAUAAAGGAAUCACUUUCUUCUAUACAUCAGAUAUCUAUGGACCCAAAAUUAAUGAAAUAUUGGUUGGAGAGGCAUUGAAGCAACUACCGCGAGAGAAGGUGCAGUUAGCCACAAAGUUUGGUGUUGUAAAAACGGAUUCUACUGGUCUAAUAAAUGGUACCCCUGAAUAUGUCCGCGCCUCUGUCGAGGAUAGCCUGAAGCGCCUUGAUGUGGAAUACAUUGAUCUCUACUAUCAGCACAGGGUUGACACUAAUACACCAAUAGAGGAUAUUGCAAGUGCUGUAUAGCUUCUCUACUAUCAGCCACAGCCUCUUGGUCGCGGUUUCUUUGGGUGUACCCCUGCACAACUAGCACUUGCCUGGGGUUCUUCAUCAAGGGAAUGAUGUAGCACCUAUUCCUGGUUAGUCACAUUCUGUAUUUUCAAUAUCCAUUUUAUUCUCUUAGAUUAGCAGUCAAUACAGAUAUUUCAACAACAUCACAGCAGAAUUGACAUAAUUUGCCUCAAAAUAUCACAGCAGAUAUCCUAAAUUUGCCUUGUUUGUUAUGUUGCAUUAGAAAUAUGGCUUUUGGCCCUCCAUUUCACUUUCUUGUAGGAACGACCAAGAUAAAAUCUAGAUAGCAACAUUGAUUCUCUAAGAGUGAAGCUCACAGAAGAAGAUUUAAAGGAGAUCACUGAUAUGAUUCCCAUAAACGAGGUAGCAGGGCCUAGAAUGCGGGAUAGUUUUUCUCAAGUCUCAUGGAAAUUCGCUAA